Procambarus clarkii (red swamp crayfish) is the source of this 1107-nucleotide messenger RNA. Lineage: Eukaryota; Metazoa; Arthropoda; Malacostraca; Decapoda; Cambaridae. The record is from RefSeq and is a predicted model, not a curated record.
GCUGGCCCAGACGCCGUCAGGGAAGGGAGUUGCCUACAGCCUCUGCCCACCUCGGUCGUCAAUCCUUUGAUCAAUUAAUCUUCACUGCGCAUACCCGUUGCACGUGAACCGUCGACUGCUACUGUUGCUGCGUUCCUCACAACGGGAGUAAGGAUGGACGCCGAUCAGUUCAGGGCGGCGUCUAAGGAGAUGACGGAGUUCAUCGCUAGCUACCUGUCCAACAUCAGAGACAGGCGAGUGUUGCCAGAGGUGGCUCCCGGGUACCUGCGACCACUGUUGCCACCACGGGCUCCUGACACCCCUGACGAGUGGAGCGAUGUUAUGGCUGAUAUAGAGAGGGUCAUCAUGCCUGGGGUAACACACUGGCACUCCCCUCAGUUCCACGCGUACUUCCCGACAGGCAACAGCUACCCGGCCAUCUUGGCCGACAUGUUGAGUGACGCCAUUGGAUGCAUCGGCUUCACCUGGAUAUCAUCACCGGCCUGCACGGAGCUGGAGGUGGUUAUGAUGGACUGGCUCGGCCAGCUUAUCGGCCUCCCUCCACACUUCCUUGCCUCCUCAGGGGGCAAGGGCGGUGGCGUCAUACAGUCGACAGCAAGUGAAGCGACGCUGGUGGCCAUGUUGUCAGCUCGGGCCAAGACUCUCAAGCACCUCAAGGAAGGUCAUCCUGACCCAGCUGCUAGUGAUGCUCUCAAGCUGGUAGCUUAUGCCUCAGACCAGGCCCACUCGUCCGUGGAGCGAGCAGGGAUGCUGGCGGGGGUGAAGCUGCACCAGGUGACCUCAGAUGACAGCUUCGCCAUGCGCGGCGCAGCUCUACGAGAAGCAAUUGUCAAGGAUAAACAGCUCGGACUCAUUCCGUUUUUCGUGGUGGGCACUGUCGGAGCAACACCAGCCUGUUCGUUUGACAACCUGCGAGAGAUCGGGACGGUGGCGAAGGAAUUUCAUUUAUGGCACCACGUCGACGCCGCGUACGCUGGGUCAGCGAUGGUGUGUGAGGAGUUCCGGUACCUGAUGGACGGGGUUGAGCUGGCCGACAGCUUCAACUUCAACCCUCACAAGUGGCUCCUCGUCAACUUCGACUGUUCUGCCAUGUGGUAGGUUGAUUGG